Gadus macrocephalus (Pacific cod) is the source of this 5629-nucleotide messenger RNA. RefSeq names its product kinesin family member 16Ba (gene kif16ba). Lineage: Eukaryota; Metazoa; Chordata; Actinopteri; Gadiformes; Gadidae. The coding region runs from base 359 to 5626 and encodes 1755 amino acids. Gene Ontology annotation, biological process: microtubule-based movement. The transcript is spliced from 26 exons. Gene Ontology annotation, molecular function: ATP binding; microtubule binding; microtubule motor activity. The record is from RefSeq and is a predicted model, not a curated record.
AGUGAAUCCAAGGAGUUACACUGUAGCCACGCAGUGAUUUCGCUGUUCUUCCCAUGGACCUAUAAAGAAAGGUUCUUCCGUAUACUUCUGAUUGUUUUUUUUCCUUUUAAUCAUUCAUGUACUUCAAUGGAAAACUCUGACGUCGUUGCCCGCUUGGAUGUUUCUCUGUUCCUCUGCUACCGGUCUCAGCCUGAUAGCCGAUAGCAGCAGCGGUACGACAGGGACCUGCUGACCGCUGUACUGGGACACUGGGAUCUGUCUGCACUGCUUCAUAGGUUACCUUCCCUUCUUCAACCGGUUAAACCGAGAGGGGAGUAUCUUGGACGUCUCUGUAGGUCCGGCCAACCCGGGAUGUGCGAUGGCAUCGGUGAAGGUGGCUGUGCGGGUCCGGCCCAUAAACAGACGGGAGAAGGACCUUGCAGCAAAGGGCAUCAUAAAGAUGGGCGGGAGCAAAACCACCAUCACCAAUCUGAAGAUGGCGGAUGGUUUGACGGGAGAUUCGAUGCGGGAGCGAACCAAGACGUUCACGUACGACUACUCGUACGACUCUUCGGACUGUAAACACACCAACUUCAUCUCUCAGGAAAAGGUGUUUAAGGACCUGGGCUCAGACGUGCUGAAGGCUGCCUUCGAGGGCUACAACGCAUGCAUCUUCGCAUACGGACAGACUGGCUCCGGAAAAUCCUACACCAUGAUGGGAAUCCCAGGAGACGUGGGCCUCAUCCCCCGGAUCUGUGAGGGUCUGUUCAGCCGCAUCGCGGGGACCACCCGCCGGGACGCGGCCUCGUUCAGGACCGAGGUCAGCUACCUGGAGAUCUAUAACGAGUGUGUGAGGGACCUGCUGAGAAGGAAGACCAACGACACCUUUAACCUCAGAGUCCGGGAGCACCCCAAAGAUGGACCGUAUGUAGAGGAUCUGUCCAAGCACCUGGUUCAGAACUACCGGGACGUGGAGGAGCUGAUGGAGGCGGGGAACAUCAAGCGCACCACGGCGAGCACCGGGAUGAACGAAACGAGCAGCCGCUCCCACGCCAUAUUCACCAUCAACUUCACUCAGGCCCGGUUUGCUGCGGAGCUGCCCAGUGAGACCGUGAGUCAGAUCCACCUGGUGGACCUGGCGGGCAGCGAGCGGGCCGACGCCACCGGAGCCACCGGCGUGCGUCUCAAGGAGGGCGGGAACAUCAACAAGUCCCUGGUUACCCUCGGCAACGUCAUCUCAGCGCUGGCGGACCAGAGUCAGGACACGGUGAACACUAACCUGAAGAAGAGGUCUCUGUUCGUCCCGUACCGAGACUCUGUCCUCACCUGGCUCCUCAAGGACAGCCUGGGAGGGAACUCCAAGACCAUCAUGAUCGCCAAUGUUUCCCCAGCCGAUGUGAACUACGGAGAGACCCUUAGCACGCUGCGCUACGCUAACCGAGCUAAGAACAUCAUCAACAAGCCCACGGUGAACGAGGACGUGAACGUCCGCCUCAUUCGGGAGCUCCGAGCGGAGAUCGCCAGACUCCGAGCUCUGCUGCUGCAGGGCAACCAGAUUGCUCUUCUGGACUCACCUACAGCUUUGAGUAUGGAGGAGAAACUACAGCAGAACGAAGCCCGGGUUCUUGAGCUGACCAAAGAAUGGACCAACAAGUGGAACGAAACCCAGAACAUCCUCAAGGAGGAGACCCUGGCGUUGAGGAAGGAGGGCAUCGGGGUGGUGCUGGACUCUGAACUCCCUCACCUCAUCGGCAUCGACGACGACCUCCUGAGUACUGGGAUCAUCCUGUACCACCUCAAGGAGGGCCGGACGUUUGUCGGACGGGACGAUGCGUCGAGCGAACAGGACAUCAUCCUCCACGGUCUGGACCUGGAGAGUGAACACUGUGUGUUUGAGAACCAGAGCGGCCAGGUGACCCUGGUUCCACUGGGCUGCUCCCAGUGCUCCGUCAACGGGCUGCCAGCAUCCCAGCCCGCCCCCCUCAACCAGGGGGCUGUGAUCCUAUUGGGCCGGACCAACAUGUUCCGCUUCAACAACCCUAAGGAGGCCGCCAAACUACGAGAGAAACGCAAGAGUGGUGUCCUCUCCACCUUCAGCCUGUCCAUGUCGGAUCUGUCCCAGUCCUGCGAGAGCCUCUCCACCGUCAUGCUCUACAACCCAGGACUCUUCAACCAGAAGGGCCCAGUCCUCCUCAGGUUGGAGUUUGAACGACAGCAGAGAGAAGAGCUGGAGAAACUGGAAUCCAAGAGGCGGCUGAUCUCGGAGAUGGAGGUGCGGCAGCAGACGGAGAAGGAGGAGCUGCAGCGCCUCCAGCAGGAGGUGGAGAGUCAGAGGAAGGAGUCGGAGGAGGUGCAGCAGAGGAUCCUGCAGCAGGAGGAGCGGCUGCAGCUCCGCAGCCUGGCCGUGGAGAACCACCUGCGCCUCCUCCUGGCCCAGAGGGAGCGCUCCUCGGACGGGCAGGAGGCCCGGGCGGAGGAGGAGGCGGCGGAGCGGGCGGAGGUCCACCGGGAGCUGGCGCUCCUCCAGGCGCAGCGGGAGGAGCAGGCGGCGGGGCUGCGGGGGGAGCUGCGGCGGCUGGAGGAGCGGGAGGAGGGGCAGCGGCUGCUGGUGGGCCGGCUGGGGGAGGAGCUGAGGGACAAGAGGGAGGCGGCCGCCCUGGCCCUGCCCCCCCGCGGCGCCCGCCGGCAGGAGGAGGAGCACCGCGCCCUCACCCAGAUACGGGAGGCUCUGCUCCGCGCCAAGGAGGCCGGGGGCCAGGGGGGGGAGGGGGGGGAGGAGGAGGGGGAGGGGCCAGAGGGGAACGACAGGGACGUACGGGAGGUCCAGGCGCGCUACCGCCGCUUCAAGGAGGCGCAAGUCAAGGAGCUGACGGAGCUGGAGGAGGAGCUGAGGAAACAGAAGGAGCGGCCGGAGGAGGAGGAGGAGCAGACGGCGUCCCGUGGCCAGCGGGAGCCGGAGGACGACGAGGGGCGCCGGCGGCGCAAGGACAGCCAGCUGGCCGGCCUGGCCCGCGAGCGCCUGCGCCUCCUCGGGGAGGAGAGACGCCGCGCCGUGGAGCUCCUGCAGGGCUCCUCCCCCUUGACCAACGGCAACGCGGGCGCCGUGACCGAGGGCAACCCGGGGGCCGCCGGGCUGGAGGGCACGCUGCACGCCGUGGAGGAGGAGCUGAGGGAGAAGGAGGAGCGGACGCGGCGCCUCCGCCGGAGCGAGGAGGAGCUGCGGCAGCUGCAGGAGACGUACGAGUUUGCGGCGGACGUGGCGCAGCAGGAGGGGAAGGUGACGAGGAAGGAGAAGGAGAUCCUGCAGAGCAAGGAGGCGCAGCAGAAGGAGGCCAUGGAGCAGGCCGUGUCCCGGCUGGAGAGGCGGCGCUGGGCCCUUCAGCACAGCCCCUCCCAGGACCCCCUGGAGGAGGAGGAGGAGGGGGAGGUGCAGCGGAGGAGGAAGAGCGGCGCCCCCGGAGGAGCGGAGGAGCAGGAGAAGGUGGAGCGGGACCUCGAGGAGCUGAGGCAGAGGGUCAGCGAGGGGGAGGACCACACCAGGACCCCCAGUCCCCCCACCCCAGACCCGCCGCAGGGGCUGCCCUUUAGUGACGACAGGAUAAAGGCCUACAUUGAGCAGGAGGUGCAGCGGAGGUUGAGGAGCCUGAACCCCAACACGGAGAGCAGCAUGGAGCCGUCUCCAUCCUACGAGUCCAUGCAGGGAGGACCCCCCCUACCUGAUCCUCAUGACCUGAACCUCCUUCAGGACGUUGAUCUGCAGCAGAACCAACCAACCGACGGGAAGCUAAAGUACAAGAACCCUGCAGAGUGCGGGGCUGGUUCACUGGAGGAACGUUCGGAACCCACUCCCAGGAACAGCUCCUCUGGAGACCACCACGACAAGACCUCCCUCUCAGAUCUCACUCGGUACUCAAUACAACACCUAACGCAAUGGUGGAGCAAACUGGUGGAGCUGGACCCUGGUCCCGGCUGGCUGGGGAAGGGGUUGGCUGGGGGCGAACCCGGAGGCAUGACCUGGCUCAGCGCUUUGUCUGGAAUCGGGGCCGACGUAAACGACAACGUCAGCGGUGAAGUUCAGUGCGAGGUCCGGGGCUGUGUUUCCAACGGAUCUAAGCGAGACGUUUUGCCACCGGAGCUUAGAGAGGAGCACCACCGACGUCCCCGUCAGGUCCAAACACCCCGCCCGGAUCCACCGCCCCGGUCCGAAGGAGCCCAGUCCGUCGAGCCCGGGCCCAGGUCCAAGGAGUCUGUGUGCGGUCAGGUGACUCAGGAGCACGCCCCUCCGGGGGGCGGAGCCGAGUCUGGCGGCGGGAGCGUUGUGAUUGGCUACGUGGCCGGCAGGCUGACGGAGGCGUACCACCACGUGGGCCGGCACAUGCUGACCACCAGGAACCUCGUGGAGAGGGCCACCGGGGCCCACCUCGCAGGCCUGGUGUCCCAGUACCUCACCGCCCCGUCCCCGGAGCCUCCUCUCACCGAGACAUGGCGGCCCGGCCCCCAGCCGGACCCCGGCCCCCAGCCGGACCCCGGCCCUAGGGGGGGGCGGGUCGGUCUGGUGGAUCUGUCUGCAGGGGGCCUCCUCAGCCCGGGCUCCACGGCGCCGGGCUCCGUGUCCCCCAGCAGCACCCAGGGGCGGCCUGAGACGUUCUUCCAGAGGCUGGUCGUGCUCCCGCCGGCCCUGGCCCGUCUGCAGGCGGGCCCCGCCCAGAGUAGCAGGGCCCUCCUGGACUCACUGGCCCCGGAGGCACGAGGGGCCGCUCUGCUGGGCUCCUUCUGGCUCCACGCCGCCAACCGCACGCACCCCGCCCCGCGGCCCGCGGGCCUGCUGCUGCUCGAGGAGGACCUGUACGUGGUCUCCGCGCCGCGGGGUCCGGACCCCGACGCGGAGCAGGAGCGCCCGGGCGUGUUCCACCGCCUCCGCCUGGAGGACAUCGGGGAGAUCCGGGUGUGCCUGGCCGGGCAGUGUGUGCUGCUGCUGGGCCGCGGGGGGGAGGACGCGGCGCUGGCCGUGUGCACCUACAGCCAGGAGCUGAGCCAGGAGCUCUGCAGGGCCCUGCUGCCGCGGCUCCUCCUCGCCGGGCCAGAAAUGGAGGAGGCCCUGGGGCACCCGCUGCUCCGCCGCGACCUCGGGGCCCUCUCCCUGGACUGGACGGCCCGCGUCCCCGACCUGGUCCUGGGCGGCGGCCGGCUCCGGCUCACCUCGCGCUUCAAACGGGAGCUGGCCGACCUGCUGUACGUCGUCCACGGCAACAUGGAGGGUCCGGGCCGGCCCCCGCUGGCCCACGUGGCCCCCCUGCUGUACACCAGCGUCCGGGCGGAGGGGGGCGGCGGCGUGGUACAGCUGCUGCUGACGGACACCCACCUGGCCCUGCUGCGGCAGGACGGGGUCUUCCACCACCCGGCGCCGGGGGGCUCCGGCGUGGCGCCCCCGCAGCCCCAGUUCCGGGCGGUGGCGGUGCGGCCGCGGGCCCGGGUGCAGGGCGUGCGGGUGGGGCAGGCCGACGGCUGCCUGGAGGUGGAGGUGGUGUUCGGUGCUGCAGGAGAAGACCCCCCCGGCCCUCUAGGUCCCGGACCCCCGGAGUCCUGGAAGCUGAGGUUUGGACGCACGGCGGACGCCCGGGUGCUGGUGGAGCAGCUGUGCUCCUGACAG